Molecule: messenger RNA, 926 nt
Organism: Cylas formicarius (sweet potato weevil)
Lineage: Eukaryota; Metazoa; Arthropoda; Insecta; Coleoptera; Brentidae
Product: farnesol dehydrogenase-like
Exons: 5
Coding region: 72-818 (248 amino acids)
Molecular function (GO): oxidoreductase activity
Source: RefSeq, a predicted model, not a curated record
UGUACUUUCAUUAUGGAAAUGAUUGCCUUGUGGGUUCGACUAGAUCGUUUCCGUAACUGGUCAUUUUCAAAAUGGUGCUCUCGUUGGAUCGGUGGUUCGGAAAGGUGGCUGUGGUGACGGGGGCCAGUGUGGGGAUCGGCGCCCUUAUUUCGGAAAAAUUGGUCGAGGCCGGAAUCAUCGUGGCGGGCUUAGCCAGACGCACUCAGCCAAUAGAGGAGCUGUCCGCCAAGUUGAAAGGCAAAAAAGGCAAACUUCACGCCAUAAAAUGCGAUGUCACCAAAGAGAGCGACAUUAAAAAAGCUUUCUGGGAGGUGAAGAAAAUCGGACCGAUCCAUAUCCUGAUCAACAACGCUGGGUUGGUGCAGAAAACUACCCUGUACAAUGGGGAUCCGGAAAAGUGGAAAAAUAUAUUAGAGGUGAAUGUGCUCGGCACGUGUAUGGUAACCAAGGAAGCCAUCAAGGAUAUGACCGAGAACAAAGUGGCGGGGCAAAUAAUCAACAUGAACAGCGUCCUUGGUCAUUUCGUCUACAAUAUCCCUGAGGCCAAUGUUUAUCCAGCUUCGAAACAUGCUAUUACGGCUCUCACUGAAGCAUUGAGACUCGAAUUGCUUGAUAUCGAUUCCAGCAUUAAAGUGACGAGCGUCAGUCCUGGCCCGGUGAGCGGUACCGAAUUCUUCUCGCAAGAUAACCUCCAGGUGCAGGUCAAAGGGUUCCUAAAACCGGAAAAUAUCACCGACACCGUUAUGUUUGUGUUGUCCACGCCGCCGGAUAUGUUGGUGGCCGAUGUGAUCUUGAGACCGUUGAAAGAGCCCUAUUGAUUUUCCGUCAGAUAUCCUGUUUCGAGGUGCUCACGAAUUUUGAUAACGUUAACCUUGGUGCUAAUAUUGUGAAUAUUUUAUAAAUUAGAAUAAACAGAAAUAUCAGCA